This is a messenger RNA of Pectinophora gossypiella (pink bollworm), 1402 nucleotides long. RefSeq names its product high mobility group protein D-like. Gene Ontology annotation, molecular function: transcription cis-regulatory region binding. Bases 153 to 542 code for a protein of 129 amino acids. NCBI's taxonomy places the organism in Eukaryota, Metazoa, Arthropoda, Insecta, Lepidoptera, Gelechiidae. The transcript has 4 exons. The record is from RefSeq and is a predicted model, not a curated record.
GGUAGAUGUCGCUGUAGUAGCGACGCGAUACAAGCCAAGCCUUGGACGGGGAACAUUUGCUUCGAGCUCCAUACAUUUUCUUCUGGUUCUCUACGUCUACAGUUUGGUUGUGUACUAGUUCAAAAAUAAUUUCAAAAUUUUUGCCAUCAGUUAUGUUCUCUUGCAGGAAAAAAGUGAAAAUGACGGACAAACCUAAACGCCCCAUGUCAGCUUAUAUGCUGUGGCUGAACAGUGCCCGGGAACAGAUCAAGGCCGACAACCCUGGCCUGAAAGUCACCGAAAUCGCCAAAAAGGGGGGUGAAAUAUGGAGGGGAAUGAAGGACAAGAGUGUAUGGGAGGAGAAGGCGGCAAAAGCCAAGGAACAGUACACAAAGGACCUAGAGUCAUAUAACGCGAACGGCGGUGGAGCCGAGGGUGGCGGCAAGAAGGCGCAGAAGCGAGGAAAGAAGGGAAAGAAGGCGCCGGCAACCAAAGCCAAAAAGAAGAAGGAAGAGUCUGAGGAUGAUGAAGGCGAGGAGGAGGAGGAAGAAGAAAGCGAAUGAUCUCCAGGCCCUGAAAACUCUGUUCAUAAUGAAUAUUUUACUCGGACUUAAUUUAUUGCAAGCGGGACACACUUUCCAAAAUCUGUACCACAUUAUUUUUAGACAGAGUUCAAUAAGUUUCAAAAAUAUGAUCAAUUUAUACACUUAUAUUGAGUUUGCAUCUUUAAUGAAAUUAAUUAAUACAUAGAAUCGCUGACAUUUUUACUACUUGAGAUUGUAGUAGUUAGAAGUAAGUGCAAGAGUGCAGAGUUUGGAAAGUUUACCACAGGCUAGGGUCUAGGUUUCUAAGCCUCAAAUAAUGUUUAAGUGUUAGCGUGUAUACAUCAGGGAAUUGUACAGUUAGCCCUCCCUCGUUAAGUUCGCUGUGACUACUGGAUGCUCACACUUGAGAUGUACUUCUGGUUUUAUCAAAACUUGUAUGUCUUCAACAACCUUUUUCUCCAUUUUUUGAAGCUGUGCUUUGAACAUGCCAUAGUUUAAUUUUACAGUGUUAUUUUAAGUGCAUUCGACAUAACAGUUUUGGUCAAACUACACCAUGUAAAAUUAGAGAAGAUUCAUGUAAGGAUUGCGAAGGCUUAUUGUUAAUUAAACCUACCUCUUCUCAUUGUAAAUUUCAAUGCUGAUAAUGGUACCAAACUUAGCUAAGAACAGACUACAUGGUUUUAGCCAUGUUGGACAAUUAAAUAAUUUUAAGAAAUUGAUGUGUAUGUUGUAUUUUUAGUUAGUUAAAAUAGGUAGGUUUUCGAUGUGAUUUGUCUCUCAAAUUUUACAUUUGUGUUAUUUUGUAAAUGAGAAUUAGCAUUCCUCAUGUCAAUACGGAUUUUACAUGUUCAAUAAAGUAAUUUCAUAUAAAUCUUGAA